GACUAUUCUGUAGUGGUCCGUUUGAACAUCCAAAGCUUAAUUGUAAGUGUCCACGAAGCAUGGGGAUUUCGGGGAGAAUUAAAAACCGUUUUGCAGAUAUGCUGCAAAAUUUCAACAUACCAAAAAUAAUACCAAGUAUAAAUGUUUUAGCAGCUCCUACUGAAGCCGUGUUACUAAUGAGCUGACAAGAUAUGAUGAACCAAAUAUACGUUAUCGACCUUUCUUUUGACACCUCCUUACAUUUCUACAGCUCCUCCCAGUUAAAUUUGCAAAGUAACAUGUCAACCCGAGAAAAUGAAUCAACGAGUUUCGACACCUUUUCAGUGAAAUCAAAUGAAUCGUAUAGCACAGCACCCACUUCAUUACUGGAAACAAUUCAGCCAACCAUCCCCACCCCUGUCCGUCGUCGCAGCACCCUGCCAGUCGAUCAUAACUCAUUGGAAAACACGCUUGCCUCCAUAACGUUUGAAUUUGAUUCGCUUGCAAAUUUACCCAAUGUUCCAGCAUACAUCCCACCACCAAGGCAAAUGGUUUUUGCAUUAUACAGAAUGACAGACGUGCUACAAAGUGACUAUACUCCAACCAUGGAAAACUUUGUCAAAACAAGACCCAACUUGCCACUUGCGAAGACUAACACCAAUAUGUGCAACUACGCUCACCGGUUGCAUUUGUACAGACUAUACUUGGAAAGACAGCUUGCAAUCCAGCAACUACUAAGACAACUGCAAGGAAACGCAAGAGUUGUUUUGAGGCACCACUACAACCAGUCCCUCAGCAGGGCCUUAUCCUCCAGAGUCUCUUCUCAUACAAGCUUAUCUAGAGCAACCAUCUAGCACUCAAUACAUCACUGGA
Molecule: messenger RNA, 852 nt
Organism: Hyphopichia burtonii NRRL Y-1933
Lineage: Eukaryota; Fungi; Ascomycota; Pichiomycetes; Serinales; Debaryomycetaceae
Exons: 1
Coding region: 192-833 (213 amino acids)
Source: RefSeq, a predicted model, not a curated record